AUUGAUCUCAAUGGCUGCCUCCAUGAUGACAUCAGCCGGCUUCGAUGCUUUGGAGGCCUGAAAAGUGUUUCACGCGUGAAUAUGGCGUCAUUACAUUGCUGUAGACAUUUGUUCAGAUUGCUAGCGAGGCAAACUCGCCAUUGUUCACAGAUCUCAGCUAGAUGUACUGGAUGGCAUGAUACUAAACUGUAUCAAGAGAAGACAUGUUUGAAGCAAUUCAUCAAAUGUUUUCAUGAAAUAAAUGCCAACUCGAAAAAAUUCAGCACAUCCUGUGCCACACAUUCAUCCAAAAACAUUGUUGAUGAUCAUGAAAACUGGAAAAAUCAACCUACAAGUUUUACGAAUCGAACCCAUUUGUGUGGAGGCUUGUCAAGUUCUGAUGUCGACCAAUCUGUCACACUUUGUGGAUGGGUAGAUCGCAGCUCAAAGUUGUUCCUGAAGUUGUAUGACUGGACUGGACAAGUUCAGAUCAUUGUUCCAGAUGACAUGGUGAAAAUGGUAACAUCACUAGAUCGGGAAAGUGUGGUGGAAGUCAAGGGAACUGUGAAGAUGCGUCCAGAACACCAAAGAAGACCGGCGGUCUGCAGUGGGGAGAUUGAGAUACUUCCUUCAGAAAUAAAAGUUUUGAAUUCAUGUGACUCACAAGUACCAUUUUAUCCCACCUGUGUCUCAUAUAACAAGGUGACAUCUGAUGUUAAAAUGGAGCAUCGCUACCUAGAUAUCCGCAGUGUCCAGAUGCAGAAAAUUCUACGUCUCCGAUCAUCGUUUAUCAUGAAAGCUCGUGAAUUCCUCUGUAACAAUCAUGGUUUUGUGGAUGUGGAGACACCCACCCUUUUUAGAAAGACACCUGGGGGUGCUAAGGAGUUCCUGGUUCCAACUCGGCACAAAGGGCGGUUUUAUAGUCUUCCCCAGAGUCCUCAACAGUUUAAACAGUUGCUGAUGAUAGGAGGAAUUGACAGAUAUUUCCAAAUAGCCAGAUGUUACCGAGAUGAAACCCAGAAACCAGACAGGCAACCAGAGUUCACACAGUUAGACAUAGAGAUGGCCUUCACCUCACAGACACACAUAAUGAGAUUAAUAGAGAGACUGCUACACCAUUGCUGGCCCCCGGAGGCCGGGAUCUUACCGGACACCUUUCCUGUCAUGACAUAUGACCAGGCUUUAAGGGACUAUGGCAUAGACAAACCCGAUACACGAUUUGACAUGAAGCUUAAAGACUUAAGUGAUGUCAUGUCUGGUUGUGGUGUUGAGCUACUUGAACAAGCAGAAACUGUCACCGCCCUAAGAAUACCUGAUGGACAGAAGUACUUUUCCAACAAAGAUUUAGAUAUCCUAUGCAAGCCAAUUAAUGAAGAUAAUAAAACAAAAAUAAUUACGGCUAAGAUCAACAACCCUGAAGACUGGAAAUCUUCAAUUUCCAAAAACCUUAGCAUCAAUAUGCCUACAGGCCAUCAGGGAGCGAUUACAGCUGGAUUCUGGAGAUAUCGUUCUUUUGUGUGCAGGCAAAGGGAAAUUUCCAGUAAGUUUUUUGAAGUCCUUGGGAAGAAGCGCCUGGCAACUGCUACUCACUUAGAACAAAAAGGACUGACAAUCAGGAAUGCCAACGACUACAACAUUUUCUGGGUCGUUGAUUUUCCACUUUUUCUACCAAAGGAGGAUGAAGAUGGUAAGCUUGUACAAGGAUGCGUUGAAUCAGCACAUCAUCCAUUCACGGCCCCAGUGGAUGAUGACCUUGAACUUGUGUAUUCUGAUCCCACCAAGGUUCGGAGCCAACAUUAUGACCUUGUAUUGAAUGGUAAUGAGAUUGGUGGAGGGUCUGUUCGUAUUCAUGAUGCAAAACUUCAGAAAUAUGUUCUUUCUGAAAUAUUAAAGGAAGACACAAGUGAGCUAAAUCACCUUCUAACAGCUUUAGGAAUGGGAUGUCCACCUCAUGCUGGGAUUGCUUUAGGUCUGGACCGAUUGUUUGCUAUUCUGAGUGGAGUAGAAAAUAUCAAGGACGUCAUUGCCUUCCCGAAGUCGUACAUGGGAUUAUGUCCUAUGAGUAAAGCUCCAUCUUCUUUGUCAGAAUCAGAUCUUACUCGUUACCAUUUAAUACAAAAAUCAUGAUAACGAACAUUAAAUUAUUUACUUUGUGAAAAUUUGAAAUGAUGAAAUUGUUCAAAAUAUGUAAUAUAUUAUAUUAAAUUAUGCAAAACAGGUA
Pecten maximus is the source of this 2200-nucleotide messenger RNA. RefSeq names its product aspartate--tRNA ligase, mitochondrial-like. The record is from RefSeq and is a predicted model, not a curated record. The coding region runs from base 82 to 2106 and encodes 674 amino acids. Gene Ontology annotation, biological process: aspartyl-tRNA aminoacylation. The transcript has 18 exons. Gene Ontology annotation, molecular function: ATP binding; nucleic acid binding; aspartate-tRNA ligase activity. Gene Ontology annotation, cellular component: mitochondrion; cytoplasm. NCBI's taxonomy places the organism in Eukaryota, Metazoa, Mollusca, Bivalvia, Pectinida, Pectinidae.